AUGGAUUCCGAAAAGUCCUUUGAGGAAACUGACCUUCUGAGAGAAGACGACGUUAACCUCGACGUGGAGUCUCGAACAUAUCCCCGCAGAAAGCCAUGGACGUCUUGCAUCAUAGGCCUCCUCAGUCUUGUUGUCGCCUUGGAGACCAUUUGGCUCGUGCUGCUCGGGACGCGUGAAGCUCCUAACCCGGCCCUGAACUUGUACUCCCCGGCCAAUGCAGCUGUUCGAUACAACACUGUCAAGCUCGACGCUGACGACCAGAACCCCUACGUUCAUCAGAAGAGCACCGAUGUUUUGGAUCAGAUGUGGAUGGAUCUCUACGACUUCGGCACGGUGGGCUUGAGCACUUCAGAAGCUGCGCAGCUGGUAGACCAAACCAAGCCCACUCCCAACGACCCGGACACCUAUCCGGUCAUGAUCACAGUAUUCCACAACAUCCACUGCCUAAACUUGAUCCGCAAGGCGCUCUGGAGGGAGGACUACCCCGACGCUCUAGAGAUGACCGAGUUCGGAACAGUGAACCGGACCGCGCCAAAGGCCCUUCAUAUCGACCACUGCGUCAACUCGAUUCGAGAAGCCAUGAUGUGCAGCGCGGACAUCACACCGAUACCGUUCCACACCGUCAACGAGACCGACCUCCACGUCUUCCCCGAGCUGGCAGCCACGCAUACGUGCCGUGAUUUUGACGCCAUCCGUGAAUGGGCCAGGCCGAGGCAGGUGGAGGCUUGGAAGAUGGACAUCCAGCUCCACGAUGAUGAUGUUUAG
This is a messenger RNA of Anthostomella pinea, 765 nucleotides long. The record is from the annotation of a GenBank genome assembly. Lineage: Eukaryota; Fungi; Ascomycota; Sordariomycetes; Xylariales; Xylariaceae.